Cuculus canorus (common cuckoo) is the source of this 7629-nucleotide messenger RNA. It is a transcript of the gene DYNC1LI1, whose product is annotated as dynein cytoplasmic 1 light intermediate chain 1. Gene Ontology annotation, molecular function: dynein heavy chain binding. Lineage: Eukaryota; Metazoa; Chordata; Aves; Cuculiformes; Cuculidae. The record is from RefSeq and is a predicted model, not a curated record. The coding region runs from base 44 to 1657 and encodes 537 amino acids. Gene Ontology annotation, cellular component: cytoplasmic dynein complex; centrosome. Gene Ontology annotation, biological process: microtubule-based movement; microtubule cytoskeleton organization. The transcript has 13 exons.
CCCGGCGCCGCCGCUCAGCGCUGAGGGGGAGGCGGCGGCGAAGAUGGCGGCGGCGGCCACUGCGGGGAGAGCGGGUUCCUUCGGCUCCUCCUCCUCCUCCUCGCCCGGGCUCGGCUCGGCUGCCGGUUUUUCUUCUUCUCCUUCGUCCGCCGCCACGGGCGCGGCCCCCGGGAGCGGCGCGGAGCUGCGGGCGGGCGGCGAGGAGGACGAUGGGCAGAACCUGUGGUCGUGCAUCCUCAGCGAGGUGUCCACUCGCUCCCGGUCUAAGCUGCCUUCGGGGAAGAACGUCCUCCUUCUGGGUGAAGAUGGAGCAGGUAAAACUAGCUUAAUAGGAAAAAUUCAAGGAAUCGAGGAAUACAAAAAAGGAAGAGGAUUGGAGUAUUUGUAUUUAAAUGUGCAUGAUGAAGAUCGAGAUGACCAAACAAGAUGCAAUGUAUGGAUUUUGGAUGGUGACCUGUAUCACAAAGGUCUUCUUAAGUUUGCUUUGGAGGCAAGCUCUCUAAAGGACACUCUAAUUAUGUUGGCAGUAGACAUGUCUAGGCCUUGGACUGCACUGGAUUCUUUACAAAAAUGGGCAAGUGUUGUAAGAGAACAUAUUGACAAGUUAAAAAUUCCUCCUGAAGAAAUGAAAGAGAUGGAACAAAAGAUGGUAAGAGACUUCCAGGAAUAUAUAGAACCAGGCGAGGAUUUUCCAGCUUCUCCACAGAGAAGAAAUACUUCAUUACAGGAAGACAAAGAUGACAGUGUGAUUUUACCCCUGGGUGCAGAUACACUAACAUGUAACUUAGGCAUUCCAGUAGUAGUAGUUUGUACAAAGUGUGAUGCCAUCAGUGUUCUGGAAAAAGAGCAUGACUACAGAGAUGAACACUUCGACUUCAUUCAGUCACAUAUCAGACGGUUUUGCUUACAAUAUGGGGCAGCACUUAUUUACACUUCAGUAAAGGAGAACAAAAACAUUGAUUUAGUGUAUAAAUAUAUAGUCCAGAAGUUGUAUGGAUUUCCUUUCAAUGUUCCAGCUGUUGUUGUGGAAAAAGAUGCAGUAUUUAUUCCUGCAGGUUGGGAUAAUGACAAGAAGAUAGGAAUAUUGCACGAGAACUUUCAGACACUAAAAGCAGAAGACAGUUUUGAAGAUAUCAUAACAAAACCACCUGUCAGAAAGUUUGUUCAUGAAAAAGAAAUAGUUGCAGAAGAUGACCAAGUGUUUCUUAUGAAGCAGCAGUCACAGUUGGCGAAACAACCACCUACUGCUGCAGGAAGGCCAGUGGAUGCUUCUCCAAGAGUUCCUGGAGGUUCUCCUAGAACACCAAAUAGAUCUGUAACAUCAAACGUUGCCAGUGUAACACCUAUCCCUACUGGAUCAAAAAAAAUUGAUCCCAAUAUGAAAGCUGGAGCAACUAGUGAAGGAGUCCUGGCUAACUUCUUCAAUAGUCUCCUGAGCAAGAAAACUGGUUCCCCUGGUGGCCCUGGUGGUGUUGGCGGCAGUCCAGGAGGAGGUGGCACUGGAGGUGCUGGCAGCAACUUACCACCAUCAGCGAAAAAGUCAGGUCAGAAGCCAGUUUUAACAGAUGUUCAGGCAGAAUUGGACAGAAUUUCACGAAAACCUGAAAUGGUCUCUCCUACAUCAUCUACAUCUCCCACAGAAGGUGAAGCAUCUUGAAGACACCAAAUAAAACCAGUUGUUCAGUUUUCUGGGAUAAUUCAAACUUGCCUCUGCCUCUUCCUUCAGUGACUGGAACUAAAGAACUGAAGUAUCUUUCAGAACACAAAGAGUUGUUGUCUGUCUUUCUUUCAUAUGUGUUGCCCAGCUUUACAAAAGGGAGUUGUACAGAUGGAAAACGGUUAUCACAUCAUGUAGGACUACUGUUCACAGUGCAAGAAUAGUAAUUUUUUUUUCUAGGUUUUGUUGAAAAGUCAGUGUAAUUCUGUAAAACUGCAAGUAUGUCCACUUAAGUGAUAGGGGUUGCUUACAGCAGGAAAACUGAUACACACCACAGGCACUUAAUUUAUAUUGAUUUUCCAACCUGUUAAGCAAGUUUUGUACUGUCUUAAAUAGAUUAAUCUCUACAGGAGAGAACAACUGCUAGUUUUUGGAAAAGAAAAUUAAUAGCACAGAGCUGUAACAACAAGCAAGAAACUCCAGUUAUACUUGAAAACUUCAUUUAGAGUAUGAUUAAAAAAAAAAAUCUGUUUGAUCUCCACUGAGAUUUACACUGCAUUCAAAAACCCAUGCAAAAAUUCAUUCCAAGUGUAAAACUAAAUUGGCAGCCAGUUUCUUUGGUUUUUCUCUUUGAUUAAUUUCAGACACUGAAUAAAAGAUGUAUAAAGAAAAAGCAGAGGUUAAAUGUACAGAUUAUCAGUAUCCAGAUUUGUCUAUAUAUAUAUGGCUCAGCCUUAACGUCCCCCAAUGUUUCCCACAUUAGUUAUGGUUUAAAAUUGGUCAUCAAAACUGUAAACAGUUAAUAAAGUAUUCUCUGCAUUCGAAUUUAAAUAAUGUUCAUUGAAGCUAUGGUAUUCUUGUUCGUUUACAGUGAAAUUGAAGGAUAUUUUACCUCUCAGCAGAUAAUAUCCCUGAUACUUAAACUUCCUCAAAACAUUGUUUCUGGAAGGAAGUGGGUAAGUCUGCAGUGUUAGUAAAACUAUUACAGCUUAUCUGACUUUGGAUGCUUUCUGCUGUGGAGUGUUUUUAAAAGCGCACUGGUUGCACUGAGGAUCCUGCUGCCGACUGCAGUGUGUUGUCUGAAGAAGCAGUUGCCCGGGGUUAGGACUUUACCUAAGCUUUCACUACACAGUUGUUAAGCAUCGCAUUACUGUUCUGUGUGAAGUUUGUGGUUGAUUUUUGCCAGCAGCCACAAAAGUACAUCCUGAUCAACUGAUUGCUAGGAGGCUUCUUUAAUUCAGGUUUUCUAGGUUUUUAAAUGAGCAAGUCUUACAUUAUUUUCUCUGAUUAUUUAUGAAACUUGAACCAGGGAAGAGGAGGGGUUAAAUUCUCUCUAUUUUGAGCAUGGUGGUACUCUUCUCCAGUUCCUGUGUUCUGUAGUGGUCCUGGUGAAUUACCUCCCUAUUUUCAAAGUACCUAAAUUUACUUAACCUCUAUGUGUUACAUAUCAAACUGCCUAAAGUUAAGCAUAUAUGUCAAGAUUGACUUGGAAUAUUGAAUUGUGGACUGACAAGUUUCAGUAGAGAUUCUUAACCAUGGACCAAUUGUUCAAACUGGAGGCCUUAAAGUUUUGCUUAUGGCAGUGAUUCAGUAAAGGUGUCACAGGGAGAAAUGGAUGACCUGCUGAUGAACAACUGGAUAGAAUAAAUUAUGUCUUGAAAAAAGAAAAGAAAAGAUGAAGCUUCCAAUCAUGGGUGCAUGUCAUGCAUUGCUAUCGGAACAGUCCUCUAGAUUCUGUAUGCAAGCUUCUAGAAACAGAAUUGGGGAUAUUCUUGAGAGAAUGAGUCCUGUGCUUAUCAUCACCAGUGCACUCCCUCGUAAUAGUCAUAGGUGUUGGGUGAAACUUUGGAUAUUAGUGCAACAUCUUAAGCUAGUCCGUACUGGUGAGGUGUUUGAAAGAGAACUUCAGCUCUUGCAAUCUUUAAUUUAGUUCAUUUGAGCAUCUUAUUAAAGCACAACACCCUUUCUGAAGCUGGAAAAAUAAGUGUGUAAUAGAUGAACAGCUCUUGUACUUGGGUGCUCUUCUUGGUGGAGGCUGGAAGAGUGGAGAACUUUUAUAAUGAGUCAUAAUUUCACUUCUUAAAGUUGGCAAAAUGUCACAUAUUUAAAGCUUCUAAAUUUAUUUCUUUUCUAAACUGUGAUAGUCAUUUAGUUUUAUUAGGAGGGGCAGUUAAUUGUUACUUGCAAAUUACUUUUACAAAAAGACUAAGACCUUGGUAUCUCUCAUCGUGCCUUUUCAUUCUAUAAGACUAAAGCAGCCUACUUCCCUCCUUAAAGUUCAAACUCUCUUAAUACUGCUGUCACUAUCUGCAGCUUGUCUGCAGAGUAGACAGUUAAGAUGGGAUUUACCAGAACUACCAUAGAAUCAUGGAAUGGUUUGGGUUGGAAGGGACCUUAAAGAUAUCCAGUUCCAACCCCCCUGCCAUCAGUAGGGACACCUUUCACUGGAUCAUGUUGCUCAAAGCUUCGUCCAGCCUGGCCUUGAACACCUCCAGAGAUGGGGCAUCCAUGAUUUCUCUGGGCAACCUGUUGCAGUGCUUCACCACCUGCUUAGUGCAGAAUUUGUUCCUUACAUUUAAUAUAAAUCUACCCUAUUUCAGCUUAAAAAUGUUACCCCUCAUCCUGUCACUCCACGUGCCUGUAAAAAGCCCCUCCCCAUCUUUCCUAUAGGCCCACUUCGGUACUGGAGAGCUACUGUAACGUCUCCUCAGAGCCUUGUGUUCUCUGGGCUGAACAACCCAUAGUCUCUCAGCCUGUCCUCAUAUGGGAGCUGCUUCUGCCCUCUAACAAUCUUCAUGGCCCACCAGACUCCCUCCAACAGGUCUAUAUCCUUCUUACAUUGGACACCCCAGAACUGAACACGGGACUCUAGGUGAGGUCUCACCAGAGCAGAGUAGAGGGCAACUCCCCUCCCUCAGCCUGCUGGUCACAAUUCUUCUGAUGCAGCCCAAGAUAUGUUUGGCUCUCUGGGCUGCAAGUGUGCAUUGCUGGUUCAUAUUGACUUACCAAAGUCCUCGGGACUGCUCUCGAUCCACUCUACUCUCAGUCUAUAAUUGUGUUUGGGAUUGUCCUGACUCAGGUGCAGGACCUUGUACUUGGCCUUGUUGAUCUUCAUGAGGUUCACAGAAGCCCAUCUCUCAAGCCUGUCAAGGUCCCUCUGUGUGCCAUCCCUUCCCUCUUGCAAGUCAGCAGCACCACACAGAUUGGUGUCUUUGGCAAACUUGCCGAGGGUGCACUCCCAGUGUCCAUGUCGCUGACAAAGACAUUAAACACCACCAGUCCAAAUACUGACCACUGAGGAACACUGCUUGUCACUGGUCUCCACUUGGACAUUGAGCUGUUGACCACAACUCUUUCAGUGUGACCAUCCAACCAAUUCCUUACCCACCAAGUGGUCUAUCCAUCAAAUCCAUGUCUCUCCAAUUUAGAGACAAGGGUGUUGUGCAGGAUAGUUGAAUGCUUUGCACAAGUCCAGGUAGAUGACAUGAGUUGCUCUUGCCGUGCAAGAUGAGUUCUUGUGACAGAAGGCCCUUGUCACAAAACAGUGCCGGUGAAUCCUUCUCACUCUUCAUCUUCUUUUGCCAUCAAGUCAAAUGCCAAAACUAAAUAAAAACCAAAUUGGUUAAAACAAUGAAGCUGAUUUGGCAACAAAAUGAUACUUCUGCAUAAUCCUUUAUUGUGUUUCAAUGCCCUAAGCUGUGUGUGGGUUAGCUUUAUGAUGACUCCAGUUCUGAAAAGAAUAACAGCAUGAAUAACUUUAAUUUUGCUUCUAAUCACUCCUGUGUGCCUUUCAUGCUUUUGUGUCAUUUGGUACCAAGUUUCAGUCUAGCACACAAUGUGCAGAAAACAAAGAUGUAAUAUAAGAACUACAGGGGAUGAUUCUUGAUAAAGAACAAUUAAUGCUUUUUAAAUAUUUCAUAGUAUGAGUACUGCAAAAGCACUACAAAAUAAAUAAACCAAAUACAUUCCUUAAGUCUUUCAGGGCUAGUUCUGUGUAGACAGGGAGCUGGUUAGCUUCAAAUUAAACUGUUUGAGGGAGUUUUACAAAUCUCUUCUUCCCCUCUCUCUCCACCAUGUUCCUACAUCAAUUCUUUGAGUAUACUGGUUGUAAUAAAGCUGUUGUGCAGAGUUUAAGCUUGAAAAUCUUGAGUAAAUGACCACCUUAUUUCCAGACAGUUCAUAUUUCUCUGCUGCAAAUGGCAGUCUCUGAAAUGUGCACGUAACUUUUAAGUUAUAUGGACUUGAUAAGGUAUUACACUCACUUUAAAUUUCUAGUGAUAGAUCUGAAAUGCAAAUAUCAGCCUGCUGGGCUGCAGUCCCUUCUUGGGGAGCAAACUUUAUUUGUAGUACAUCACCUGCAUCUGUAGAACAGUUGCCUAUCAAAAACCUCACGGCUUUAUGCUUCUCUGCCAUGCAGAUGCACUCACUGACAAGAGUUGGCUUAACCCUGCAUUUGGGAAAUGUGCAGAGUUGAGGAGGGUUUAAUCUUGUGCCAUAAGUGAUACUCAGAAAUAGCUGUUAAAAAUGCUAAUUCUUCAUCUUCAGCUGUUUAAAAAAUCGCACAUUUUAACAUGUUAGUAUGGUGACUGAGGUUCAUAGUUAGUAUGGUGAAAUUGAGUUGCAAUACUGAGCCCAAAAAUAGAGCUUCAAGAACUGAUGCAACACGUCCAAAUCUUCUGAGCUCUUUGAUGCAGCACUUAGUAUAUUCCAUUUGCUAGCUAGUCAUCUUGUAUUUAUUUCAUUUAAAGACAGGGCUAGUAUCAUGAAUAAAAGCUGCUGAGAUGCCUGUGUGAGAACACCAGAAGCAAGGCCAAGGAGUGAGCCCUGCCUCAGACUGGGUGACUUCAGAGAUCCCCAAAUUGUGCAGCAGCGAUAAACCUCACCACAUCUCAAAUGGAAUUGAGCCCAACUCCUUCAGUGGUUUGGGCUUUUAAGCUGCUUUUCUAUUCCUCUACCUCCUUCUCCCUCAAGCUCUAAGAAGGAAAGCAAAAGCCCCGUAACUGCAUUUAUAAACAUGGAAAAAGGAGGCUAUCCAUUAGGGAUAAGUCAGAUCAGUGGAGCCCUGCUGCUGUUUUUGAGUGUGAGGGACUUAGGCUUUAGCGUAAUACUGCAACACAGCACAAAGCUAGUGCCUAGAGCCACUGGGGCCUCACUUCAUGUAAACAAUGAUGCAUCCCUGGCCUGUAUCCACCUUAUUCUAGGGCAUGAAUUAGAUGAGGGGAUUGGAACUAGAUGAUCUUUAAGGUCCCUUCCAACCUAAACUAUUCUACGAUUCUAUGAUGGCAUUUACUCAACUGAUUCAAGGAUCUCCAGUCACACAUUUUCGUGAAUUAGUUCAACAUCAGUGGCAAGGGGUGAUAACUGUCAUAUAGCUACACUGUAAUCUCCCCUAAUGAGGUGGCUUUCUCAACUUAAUUACUAUUGCUUUUUGGUCACUAUGGUGGGUAUCUUUGGAGAAGACAUAAUGAGGGAGAAAACUAGGUCACUCAUCACUAAUCUGCUUCCAUCCAUCUCUCACUCUCUGCCUGGCUGACUGGAGAUGUUGCCAUAGCACAGGAUCUCACUCCAGGGCUGCUUCUCUUUCACCAUGUCCUGACUUUAGCUCUGGUUCUGUUAUUCCAGCACAGGCCAUGGUGGAGUAGGAAAGACUUCUCUUUCUUGAAAACUGUCAGAUGUAGCAUAGAUACAGAAGAAAAUUAAUAGAUGUACAUCUGGAAUGGGAUUUCCAUUACUGGACAGUUAAUUACAGUUAUUUGCAUUAAACAGGCUUGUUAUUUGUCUUAACUGUUGGUUUGAUUUGCAUUCCCUCUUUAAAGGAAAGAUACUGUACUCGAAAGACAGUUCUGAUGAAAAAGGGAAAGAACACCUGCAGUUCGUGUAAACAGCAGCAUUUGUAUGUUUUAACAGAAUGCUUUAAGUAUUUUUAAGCUGUCAGGUCCUACGCUGUCACCCAAUUUUCAUUCCUUCUGUCA